AUGCCAAUUAAGUCGCGCUUUUCCGUCACGGUUCCCAACUGUUCUAUACAGCAAUGGGUUUUCGGCUCUCCUUCCGGUCCUAUCUCCAGCAACAAGGCUUGGAUCGACCCCGAUCGCCCUGAGACACACUAUCUGACCUACUCCGAUGCCCGUCUUCUCGCCAAGCGCAUCGCCGUUGGCCUAAUAGACAAUGGCCUCAAGCCAGGUGACCGCGUGCUUCUUAUUGCGGGCAAUAGCAUCUUCUUCCCAGCCAUUGUGUUUGGAAUAUGGAUGGCCGGUGGCGUCUUUACAGGGGCAGGUCCGAGUUCGGUCAGCCGAGAGUUGGCCUUUCAGAUCAAGGAUAGCCAAGCCUCCUUCAUGAUUGCUGCCGAGGAAGUUCUGGAUGUUUCAUUGGAUGCCGCGACUCAAGCAGGCAUGAAGAGUGAUCAAGUCUUCAUGUUUGACUCGACAUGGCCAGACUCGCCAGUUCUUGAAGCUGAGCCUCGCAAGGGCAGUCGUCACUGGACUGAACUCAUAUCGUCCAAGGCAAAGGGUGAAGAGUUUGUAUGGGCUGAGCCAAACGAUUCCAAGAAUGUCACUUGCACUCUCAACUAUAGCUCAGGGACGACUGGAAUGCCCAAAGGCGUUGAAAUAUCGCACUACAAUCACGUUGCGAAUGGCCUCGGAGUCGUUAGCUUUCAGAAACUCAAUCAAGAGUACGAAGCUCGCACCCGCCGUGCUGCCGCUCUCUGCUUUCUGCCGAUGUAUCACGCCUUUAGUCAAGGCUACUUCAUCACUUGCUUCCCCUACGAGCGGAUACCCGUCUAUGUUAUGCCCUCGUUCGACUUCCCCAAGAUGCUUGCUCACAUUCAGAACUUGCGCAUCACUAAGCUCCUCGCCGUCCCGCCCAUUCUCAUUCUCAUGUCCAAACAUCCGCUGGCCCGGCGCGCUGACCUUAGCAGCAUCGACAUGAUUGCCUCCGGAGCGGCGCCGCUAGCAAAGGACACACAGCGUGAGAUCAACAGCAUGAUGCCCCAAGGCGUCUCAGUUGUGCGGCAAGGCUGGGGCAUGACGGAAGCGACCUGCACAGCACUGUCGUGGGACCCCAACAAGCCCUCCAGCUCUGCGGUUGGUGAACUCAUGCCUGACUGCCAGGCAAGGUUGACCGACAUCGAGACGGGGGCCGAGAUCACGACUGCGAACACUUCGGGUGAGCUCUGGAUCACGGGUCCCACGGUGAUGCGCGGGUACUGGCGCAAUCCUACUGCAACACAGGAAGCCUUCGUCUUGGACCCGGAUGGAACUCGAUGGCUUCGCACAGGAGACGUUGCUUACGUGGAGGAGUAUACACAGGGAACUCUCUUUCACAUCGUCGAUCGGGUGAAGGAGUUGAUCAAGGUCAAGGGGUUCCAGGUCGCUCCAGCCGAACUCGAGUCCAUCCUCCUGGAGCGAGAGGAUGUCGCUGACGCUGCUGUCAUCGGAGCCGUUAUCGAUGGCGAAGAACUGCCGCGCGCUUACAUCGUUAAGACGCCCAGUGGCAAGGAUACGACGGAACAGGCCAUCGCCGACUGGCUGGCCACGCGUGUAGCCAGACACAAACGACUCAGGGGCGGCGUGGUGUUUGUCGAUGCCAUACCCAAGAUUCCUUCUGGCAAGAUUCUCCGCAAGGCGCUCCGCGAGUGGGCUCAGCGCGAGGUUAACGACGGCCGAGAGGUGCGCGCCAAGCUGUAG
This is a messenger RNA of Fusarium keratoplasticum, 1710 nucleotides long. RefSeq lists its product as uncharacterized. The record is from RefSeq and is a predicted model, not a curated record. The transcript has 3 exons. Bases 1 to 1710 code for a protein of 569 amino acids. Gene Ontology annotation, molecular function: CoA-ligase activity. Lineage: Eukaryota; Fungi; Ascomycota; Sordariomycetes; Hypocreales; Nectriaceae. Gene Ontology annotation, biological process: secondary metabolic process.